Molecule: messenger RNA, 1521 nt
Organism: Coccinella septempunctata (seven-spotted ladybird)
Lineage: Eukaryota; Metazoa; Arthropoda; Insecta; Coleoptera; Coccinellidae
Exons: 4
Coding region: 185-1387 (400 amino acids)
Source: RefSeq, a predicted model, not a curated record
GUGAGUGGUACUCAAACAGUCAUGUUUGUGUACAGAUACAGAUUACAAAGUCCUAAGACAAUGCUCGACUUCAUACCUACCUUGGCACGUCAUUUUAUUGCUUAGUGGGGGCCAAAGGAGAAGCAAAUUCAUCUACUCCAAAUUAAGUUCAGGUUAUGUGUUGAGUGCGAAUAUAUCGAUUAAUAUGAGUGAAUAUCCCGAUCAUUUGAAUCCGUUCAAAGAAAGUGAGAAGAAGAAAUUAGGGAAGACCUUAACUAGGUCCUUUAGGGAGCUCAAGGGAUUUUUACGUCAGUCUUUCAGAAAAAAAAAGACGAAGGACACCAAGCAUUCAGAUUUUGAAGAUGUCGAAAUUAGAAGGUCGUAUGAUACUCAUUCUUAUAACACACUUCGAAACAAUGUUAUGUCACUUCCUUCACCACCAACAUAUAGCACUUAUACCUCCCCGCCUUUACCAAGGUCAAGGUUCAAGGAACGUCUUUCGAGAUCGUCCUUAAACAACACAUAUGACUCGACGUACGAUGAAAGGUGCAAUCCUUUUGCCGAGGAAGAAGGGUUGAAUCCUUUCGAAGAUCCCCCUGUCCCAUACAGAAGGAGGAGAUCGAAAAAGAGGGCCCCAAUACCACCUUGUAGUUCUAAUCCAGACGUAAACUAUGGCUUCAAAACAAGGGGGUCCUCAAAAUGGAGUCUUACGUCAUCAGAAACUGACUAUACUAUAGACGAUAAAAGCGAAUAUAGUGGCGAUGUAACUUAUUCACAUUCCUUACGUGAGUGCCUGGAUAAUUUCAAUAAGGAAAUGGACUCGUUGAAUAAAGGUUCUAUAGAAAUGGGGGGAAGUUCCCCAAAUAUACGGGCGGGAGUCAAAACAAAGAUUUUAGAAGAGACUGAGUUUACCACAAAAUCUGCAGACGUCUUGAUCAGAACGAAUAGUGGAGAGAUAAAUAAUAAUGUAACUGAGGAACUGAAUGGGUAUAAAAAUGAUCAAGUUGAAACAGAUUAUAGUAAUCCCAGCGUAUCAGUAUCCCAAGAAGAUUUAACAGAAAAUCAUCAAGAUAUGAGAAAAUCUGAACAUGAUGAUGAUAUCAAAGGAAAUCAUAUUGAUGAUAAUAUAGAGAAUGAAGAGGAAAAUGUAGAAAGUGAAGAACUAGAAAAAGGUUCAGAAGAAGUGAUAGUAUAUAAUGAAACCAAAAAUAUAGAGUCUGAUGAGAAAAAAGAAUUUUCUAUUGACGAAGUUAAACUGUCAUACAUAGACCAAGAAAAUAGCGCUUCAGAACAAAAUGGAACAGAAAAUUCGGAAGAUGACGAUUCCAAAGAACCUAGUCCUAUUCCAAAGCUUAGAAAAAUUAAAUUAGAUAAAGAAGUACUUUUAGGAGAUGCGUUACCAGAAUAAUCUUAUGCCAUUUUGAUGCUAGUAGUUGAUUAUUAGCACAGUAUACCUACACCAUUAUCUUAAAAUUUAUGUGAUAUAUUCAGUUAUGUUUUCGGCAAUAUAUACUUGUUACAAAUAAAUUAUUCGAUAUCUUA